This is a messenger RNA of Salmo salar (Atlantic salmon), 2292 nucleotides long. RefSeq names its product proton-coupled zinc antiporter SLC30A1. Gene Ontology annotation, molecular function: calcium channel inhibitor activity; zinc ion transmembrane transporter activity. NCBI's taxonomy places the organism in Eukaryota, Metazoa, Chordata, Actinopteri, Salmoniformes, Salmonidae. Gene Ontology annotation, biological process: detoxification of zinc ion; zinc ion transmembrane transport; intracellular zinc ion homeostasis. The record is from RefSeq and is a predicted model, not a curated record. Gene Ontology annotation, cellular component: Golgi apparatus; membrane; endoplasmic reticulum.
UUUCUUAAUUACCCUAGAGACACCAAAUCAUCACAUUUAAGAACAUAUGCAUUCACUACUGUAAGUUGCAUUCACUACUGUAAGUCGCUCUGGAUAAGAGCGUCUGCUAAAUGACAAAAAUGUAAAAUGUAAAUAGUUAGUUACUAACAUGGUUGCAUGCCAUUUUGUCAAUGGAGCACGAGGGAAACAAGCCGUUGCUUCGGCAAGUUUCCCCUGGCGACCGUUUUGGUUGCUGUACAAGGUGCUAGUUUGCCAAUGGUCAACGGGUUUGCCACAACAACUCGCGAGAUAGUUUGAAGAUACAUUUUGUUGUUGUAUUGCUGCGGUGAAAAUGGCUUGGGAACGAAAUCGUCUGCUCUGCAUGCUGUCCAUUACUUUUGAGUUUUUCAUUGUUGAGGUUUUCGUCAGCCGUAUGACUGCUUCCCUGUCAAUGCUGUCAUAUUCUUUCCAUAUGCUGCCGGAUGUCAUUGCCCUGGUUGUGGCCCUGAUUGCUGUGCACUUCUCUGAGAAAACUCAAGCAACGAGUCAAAAUACUUUCGAAUGGAUCAGAGCAGAAGUCUUGUAAUAGUGUAGGUUCCGUCCCUGUCUUCGCACCAACCUGGGCUCGAACCAGGGACCCUUGCACACAUCAACAACUUACACCCCACGAAGCAUCGUUACCCAUCGCGCCACAAAAGCCGCGGCCCUUGCAUCGCAAGGGGAACAACCACUUCAGGUCUCAGAGCGAGUGACGUCACUGAUUGAAACACUAUUUGCGCGCACCACCGCUAACUAUCUAGCCAUUUCACAUCGGUUACACUCUGGUCAACGCCGUAUUCCUAACUGCCAUGUGCUUUACCAUCAUUAUUGAGGCAGUCGAGUGGUUCACAGUGCCUCACGAGAUUGAGAGACCCCGAGUGGUUUUUGGAGUUGGAGCUGCGGGACUUCUUGUAAACUUGCUCGGUCUUUUGUUGUUCCACGAACACGCAGGACACGGUCACUCGCAUGGUGGCUCUCAUGGAAUUAACAAACUUCACAAAUCCGAGAGAGUAGGGAGAGAAUCCAUUGGCGAUGAGACCAAUAGGCCUAUCCUGUUUGAUUGCAGUCUGAAGACAGGGGAUCUCAGAGCAGGUCCAGGAGGAGAUCACGAAAUCCCCAAUAAGGACAACCUUGUGGUCCACAUGAAGGACAUCUCCCUGGAGGAUUGGAACGAUAGCCAUCAUGACUCUGCUUCACAGCUCAACAUGCAGGGUGUCUUCCUCCACGUGCUGGGUGAUGCCCUCGGCUCUGUCAUCGUUGUGGUCAACGCUCUCACCUUCACCUACGCGAGGCAGCCUUGCCAUGCUGGAGAGACCUGUGUCAACCUAUGCUACAACAGCCACGACUACACUUACCACCACCAACAACAUGUCAAUGUUACGCUGAUCACCAUGCUUGGUAGUAGUACCCAGACUACAGUGCACUUCACUGGCCCUUGCUCGGUGCUCUACCUCGACCCCACACUCUGCAUCAUUAUGGUGGGCUUCUUACUCUAUACCACCUUCCCUCUCCUGAAGGAGUCAGUCCUCAUCCUCCUGCAGACUGUUCCUAAACAGAUAGACAUGCCCCGGCUGCUGGGGAGGCUCAGGGGCCUGGAUGGUGUGUUGGCUGUCCACGACCUACACAUCUGGCAGCUGGCAGGGAGCAGGAUCAUUGCCACGGCACACAUCAAAUGCCUAGACCCAGCUUCCUACAUGGAUGUGGCCAUGCGAAUCAAAGGCCUCUUUCAUGAUGAGGGUAUCCAUGCCACGACAGUUCAACCAGAGUUUGUUACUGUUAACUUUGCAUCUAAUAUUUACGUCUGUGAGCUGUCCUGUGGGACACAGUAUGCCCCGAAGCUGUGCUGUGGAAACUUUGACAGAACAGGACUAGGAGGACCUGUUAGAGAAGAGGUUGUUUUUUAUCAGUAUCACUCAAUAUAACACCAGUCAACCUCAAUACAACAGUCACCCUCUGCAGUGACCAUCAAGCUACUGUAACUGCCACGCAGAGCCCAAGCUGCCAUUUAUACAGAGGCAAAAUCCUCAGUGUCACAAUGAAUGGUGAUUAUACAUUGGGAACUUGAAACAUGUUGAGAGGUUCAAUUGAACUUUAUAUAGCAUACUUUGUGCCACAGCAGGAGGCAUCGUAAGUGAUAGUCAUCCAACUACAUUCCUAGUGUCUGGAUAUUCUGCCUACUGUGUCUAAUGUGAAGAAGUUGGUGCAGACUGAGUGAACAAGUAGUAUUACAUUCUCUGUGUCGUGUCUGGACUAUCAUUAAAAGUGAAGACUGUU